AGCGACAGCACGGCGACAUCACGGCACGUUCCGUCACUUCAUCUUUAUCAACUCCAUCCAAUCGUUUAUCUAUUAAGGACAACUCUCAUCCUCCGAGCUGCCUCAAAUCCAUUUCAAAGCUUGCAGAGCUGAUUCGGACUUGUAAGAAACAAUAAUCAUAUGCUACACUGUAUCAUUCUUAUUGAUUAACCCCAAAACUGCAGCUGCCACUGCAUGAACAGUGAAAGAACCGCCACAACAUGACUUCGCUCAAUAAGUCGGGCGAUACUCAAUUUACGGUCUUCAUCCGCCUUCCUUUCCCUCGGGGAGAAUUUGUCGACCCCCCUCCGGUCGAAUGGAACGCUGCCAAGGACCAAGCUCUCUGGGAUCUCCUAUCGCGUCCGUCCAAGGGAGAUGAUAUAGACUGGAAGGCAUUGUACGCAGAUUGCUCCUAGUACUACAAACCCCCAUGCGCGAGUUAACUUGUUUGUUGUUACAGAGCGGAGAGCUUUGACGUUACCCUGCAAUUCCUCCUGCAGCAGGCAGCAUGGCUGUACGAUCGACAGCUUGCUCAGGUUCGCGCACAAAUGCGCAAAGUGCCCAACACGCAGUCGAAUUCGCCGUCUCCUGCCCCUGGUUCUGUCUCUGGGAGCACGGCUCUGGGGAACCCUCCGGCUAGUAAAGGGGCGCCCACCGCUAGUACUGGUAUGCAGCUUUGGCUUUCACCCCAUUCAUCGCUGAGAUCCUUUUUAGGCUCCAGACCGCCAAUUCGGUUGACGCUACAGCAGAAGGAUAAUGUUCCUCCGCGUGGCAUCAUAUCACGGCGCACCAGCUCCACAACAACCGUGAACCAGAUCAAAGGCCCUCGAGAGUCACCGCGUAAUGAAACCCCAGGUGGCGAGCCGAAAGAUCCCAGACGCGAAAGCUUUGGUCGACGUCCAUCGACAAGCCGACGGGAUCAAACGCCUAACAUUCCAGUCCACAGGUCGCCAACGCUCGAAGAAGAAGACCUCACGUCAAGCUCCUCCGAGUCUGAAUCCGACGACGAGGGGAUUAUGGCCAGUCGGCGGGGUCCUCGAUUCCGGCGAUUUGGUAAAUUCUCCAUGCAUCGGCCUGGAUUGGGUGACCAGGACGAAGAUGAGGAUGAAUCACCCGCGUUUGUCCCCCUUUCUGCUGAACCUGAGUCUGGCCCCUCCGCCCAGGAUCUCAACGCCACCCUUCGCGAUGAGCCUGCCGAUGCGCGACGGCGGACGGUGAAUUCAACUCAGGUUGCAAGACAGCCGAUUACGACGGAGUCAUCCGCGAGUUCGAUCAGCUCGGGGAAUCCGGCCACGUUGUCUGUGGGCGACCGACGCCGACGUGCAAAUCAGAUGGGCGGGCCGUUGAGUCCCCGGCGGACAGAAUUGGGGUAUAGCCCGCGACGGUCCGUGACGUCUGGAAGAGAGACUAGCGACGGCACCCCCAGCAUGGGAAGUAGCUUCAGUGACCUGGAUGAUGCAAGCGUCACUCAGUCUGCACUCGAGGAGGCUCUCAUGAGUAACAUGCAACACGGCGGAAUGGCCAGUAGAAUGAGUACGAUUAGCCAAGCUCUACGGAGUCGGUAUUUGUGAGUAGUCAAGCAUAUCCACAAUGAUACCAGUAGUACAGAAUGAAAGGGGAUGAGUUUCAUGGUUGCCUGGUACAGAUAUAUAUCGUUGUCAGUUUCGUCAUCCACACCCUCGGGCAAGUGAGGAAAAGGACAAAGUCCAUCACCGAGGAUCAUCCCUCCCAAGGCCAGUUUAGCGAUCCACUAGCCCUCUAGCAAGUCUAGUAGUCCACGAACGCGCAUCCUUUUUUAAAUGAAAUGAACCAUUUUCUCCUCCACCCUGGGACGGAAUCACGUGGGUCUCCGCUG
Messenger RNA from Aspergillus melleus, 1873 nucleotides. RefSeq lists its product as uncharacterized. The coding region runs from base 567 to 1589 and encodes 340 amino acids. Gene Ontology annotation, biological process: autophagosome assembly. Gene Ontology annotation, cellular component: phagophore assembly site. The record is from RefSeq and is a predicted model, not a curated record. Lineage: Eukaryota; Fungi; Ascomycota; Eurotiomycetes; Eurotiales; Aspergillaceae. The transcript is spliced from 5 exons.